Messenger RNA from Tribolium madens (black flour beetle), 1741 nucleotides. RefSeq names its product alkaline phosphatase, tissue-nonspecific isozyme-like. The record is from RefSeq and is a predicted model, not a curated record. The transcript is spliced from 6 exons. Lineage: Eukaryota; Metazoa; Arthropoda; Insecta; Coleoptera; Tenebrionidae. Gene Ontology annotation, biological process: dephosphorylation. Bases 140 to 1720 code for a protein of 526 amino acids. Gene Ontology annotation, molecular function: alkaline phosphatase activity.
CUGUGCUCUAAACCUCUCGCUUAUCUUUGCUGGUUCGUUGUUAUUAAUUAAUGAACCAUGAGCAUCACGUCAUAAGCAAAGCAACGUGUGUUGAAUUUAAUUAUCGAUAUGAAGAGUCAUAAAAAUUAUUAAUAUAAAAAUGUGGUCUACCAAGAUAUGUGCAGUAUUAAUUUACCUGUCAAGCCUCUUCAACAGUGUACUUAAUUUAAAUGAAGACAGAUUUUACUGGUUGAAUGAAGGCAAAAAUGAUAUCUACACUGCUCUUAACUUAGAAAAAAUUGAAAAACCGUCAAAAAAUGUUAUUCUAUUUAUUGGUGAUGGAAUGGGUUUAACAACAACUACAGCAUCAAGGAUCUAUUCCAAGUCUGAGAGUGGUUUUCUGUCUUUUGAAAAAUUUCCUCACAUAGCAACAAUAAAGACUUACAACGCUGACAAAUUGGUUCCCGAUUCAAGCAGCACGGCCACCGCCCUUUUUUCUGGUGUGAAAACCAAUUUGAAAACGUCAGGCGUUGAUUCUAGUGUAAAAUUAGACGACUGUGAAGCCUCCCUAAAGCCAGAAGCGCGGAUUGACGGCUUAAUGAAAUGGGCACAAGAGUCAGGAAAAUCUACUGGAUUCGUAACAACUACGCGCAUCACUCAUGCCACCCCCAGCGCACUUUACGCUCACACUCCCAACAGAAACUGGGAAUGUGAAAGCACGAUACCAGAAAAUUCGAAACGAUGCAAAGACAUUGCCAGACAAUUGAUUGAAGAUGAGCCGGGAAAAAACAUAAAUGUUGUGAUGGGCGGAGGAAGACAGUGUUUACAAUCAGGAGUUGAAGAUAGACCAGGUGAUCCUGUUGAUAGAUGGGCGUGCUAUAGUACAGAUGGACGAGAUUUAAUUCGAGAUUGGGAGUUAGACAAGAAAAGAAGAAAUAAAAGUUAUGCCACUCUGACAAAUAAUGAAGAACUGGAGAGGGUAGAUACCAGCAAAGAAUUUGUUUUAGGAGUUUUUGCAAAUGGGCACAUGUCAAUGGAUUAUGCACGAGAUAAGUCACCAACGGGUAUGCCUUCUCUCACAAACAUGACAAAAAAAGCAAUCGAAAUCUUAAAUCGAAAUUCAAAAGGAUACAUUUUGGUAAUAGAAGGUGGUCUUAUUGACUUUGCCCAUCACAGAGGCAAUGCUAGAAAAGCCCUAGAUGAGACAGUUUCACUUAGUGAUGCAGUUCAGCUAGCUGUAGAAAAAACCAAUCCACAAGACACAUUAAUUAUAGUCACCAGUGAUCAUUCCCACUCUUUGGUGUUUACUGGGUAUUCUUCUAGGAACACUAGUGUUUUAGACAUUGCGCAAAAGUCAAAAAUGGACCAGAUUCCUUACACCUCUUUGCUCUAUGGAACUGGUGGUCCAAAUAAUUAUCAAUUUUUAGUUAUUAAUAAUACCGUUUCAAGAAGAGAUCCUUCAUUGAACAAUACUACAGAUUUUGAAUAUUCACAACAAGCUGUUGUUUUAACAGACGAAGUUACUCAUGGUGGAAGUGAUGUUUUGGUCUAUGCUAAAGGUCCUAUGUCUCAUUUAUUUCACAACGUCCACGAACAGACAUACGUUGCUUACGUAAUAAGUUAUGCAGCAAAAAUUGGUCCAUUUAAAAGUGAAGCUUCAUCCCUUAAUUACAGUAAUUUGUUUUUAAGCAUCUCUGUAUUAUUAGUACUAAAAAAUAAUUUUCAAUGUAGCCUUCGUUAAAUAAAAUUUCCUGGAUCCGGA